AUGGUGUCGAACCCGGCUCCCUGUCUGCCCGCCCGCACCGGCCGCGCACCAGAGUCUCGCGCGUGCUGGAAAGAGCUGCCGACUGAGGAGGAGAUGAUCCAAGUGAAUCUCCUCCUCGACGAGAUCGCCGGCCUGUCGGCCCAGGGGCUGACAGGCACCGUGGUGGCCCUGUCCUUCAGUAAGCGGCUGGUGCAGACGAUUCAGGACAGGGUGCACCCCAGCUUCGAGUACUGGGGUCGCCAAGACCCAACCCGGGGGCAGAACCAAAAGGGGGAUGCAGGGAAGGAUGCCGCUGCCCCGGUCAAUCUGAAGGAGCCGGACGCGGCUGAUCUGGAAGCAUCGUCUGACUCGUCCGUUGGGGGCGAGUCGGACGUUGAAGUUGUGGGAGCCACCGCCCCUCCUAACCCGUCCGCGCCAGGACAGUGGAAGAGGAGGCGGGCCGUCCGUAAGAUCUCAGCCGCCAAGGCCAGCAUGAGGGGUGUCCUGCCCAAGGGGGGGCCUGCUGCCACCUCGAGGUCAGGCAGCGAAGAACCGGGGGCGGAGGACGCCCCCGAAUUGUCUGGAGAAGGUGCCGGCACUGGCGCCAGGUGCGCGGAAGGAGAGGCAGCGCUGGGGCUGACGCGUAUGGGAGGCGUCGGGUCUCCUCUGCUCGUGCUCCGGCCGCAGCCACCCGCUGCACCGUUGAAGAUGUCCUUCAUCGCGCGCCGCAGCGGCGGGAAGAGGAAGGUGGAGGAGUCCGCUGAUGAGACCCGCCGGGUCGAGGCGGCUCUAUCUCCUCCGUUGGUAGGGAGCCCACCACGGACCCGCAUUCACCGGGAGGCGGCGCAGAGUGAAGAUGAGGUGGCCGAGGAGGCCGGGCGAUCUGCGUCCGAGAAGGCCGCGCCUUUGGAGGGGGUGGAGACACCGCCCGCGUCGCCAUCGAGUCCGCAGCUGGAGAACUCAAGCCGGGAGCUGUUUCCUGCUGGCCGGGAUCCCGUCUUGCCUGAAGCCAGCCACACAGAGCAGCAAGAGGCCAGGCGGGAGAUGUCUGCCGAGCUGGCGGAGGAGCUUCUCGCCGCUGCGCGCCGCGCGAAGGAGUCGGCUGAGGCGCUGGCCGGCCUGAGCCAGCGGGCCGUCGAGAGGAUACGGGGGGUGCCGGCCGCGGACGGCCGGCUCGAGCAGCUUGAGUCCCAACUGGCCGAGCUGGAGGCGCAGAACCGCCUGCUGGAGAAGCAGCAGGCGGGAACCGAGAAAGCCCUCGUGGAUGAGAAGCAGGGUAAGGAGCGUGUCACGCUUUACGCCGACUCCUUUGUAUUCAAGCUAAUCGGUACCCUUUCAGGGUUGGAGAAGGAGGUUUGCGCCCUGAAGCGCGACCAGACGUCCUGCGAGAAGGCCAAUACCGACCUGCAGAAGGGUCGGGAGGCCGUAGAGGCCAGGGUGGACGUCAUUGAGGGUGCGGAGGCUCAGUUGGCUGAGGCGCUCGCGGCCCUGGGGCUGCUCACCGGCAAGGUGAAUGCCGUCCUCGCUGCCUUUGAACCGGAAGGUACGGCCGCAGCUGAGGAGUUGGAGGCGCGGCUAGAGGCGGCGCGCGGGCGGCUUGAGGUCUUCGCCAGGAGGGUCGCUAAUGAUGUGUCCCAGUACAUCCUUGGACUCGUGAAGUCCCACUACCCGGAGGCCGACUUGGAGCCAGUGGGUGACGGGAUGGCGCCAGACACCUCGGACCUUGCCUGGUCCAACUACCUCGCCGACGCCCGGCCGAUCGCAGAGUGCAUGGCGGCUGACCUCAACCUAUAA
Panicum virgatum (switchgrass) is the source of this 1773-nucleotide messenger RNA. RefSeq lists its product as uncharacterized. Lineage: Eukaryota; Viridiplantae; Streptophyta; Magnoliopsida; Poales; Poaceae. Bases 1 to 1773 code for a protein of 590 amino acids. The transcript is spliced from 5 exons. The record is from RefSeq and is a predicted model, not a curated record.